AUGACGGACAAGGUUGGCAAGUGGCUUGAAGGAUCAGCCUAUGGCCCCGUGAUGAAGCAGACGGACAUCUUCCUCUUGGGCGUCACUUUGACUGUCAAUCCAGUGCUCACAGGAGAUCAUCCAGAUAUUAGAAUCAAUUUCAACGUUUCCACUGGAGACAUUACCGCCCAGAAUCCAAAGGACGACAAGGAAGAACCUCCUUGGGAACCGUAUCAAGAACAGCCCGCUGUACUACCGCGCUGUACGACCUUGUACAUUAUCUGCCGCCAGACGCCGUGGUGUAUUCACAUUGAGAACCGCACCGGUGUGACCGUCAAAGACGUGUUCACCUCUCUCUAUGCUUUUCACAGCAAUGAAUUUAUCACCGAAGAUGAAUGGAAUGCGCUGCCACCGAAAACCCAAGACAGGAUCAAGCGCAUGGCAAGGCAGGCAUGCGGACCUGUGCCGCAGACGCCCGGUCAAUGGAGUUAUUAUCAUCAAAGCCCCAAUCCGACGAGCGUCAGGUUCGCAAGAAAAGCCUGGCUUCAAUCCCGGGUCAACCUCGAUGACCUUAAAGUCGACGACGAAUACUGCGAGCAAAGGCUGGGCUACAAGGGCCCCAAUGUACUCGUCAUGACACUUACUGAGGACUAA
Messenger RNA from Serendipita indica DSM 11827, 633 nucleotides. Lineage: Eukaryota; Fungi; Basidiomycota; Agaricomycetes; Sebacinales; Serendipitaceae. The record is from the annotation of a GenBank genome assembly.